AAUGCGUAUAAGGUGUUCGUCGCGGGCUGUGGCCGCCAACAUUUCGUGGCGCAGUGGCCGAUCAGAUUCCCCUGGUGUGCGUCAUGGGAGAGAAGACCAGCUCCGCCAACGCGUUCCCGGAUGACGGGUUGUGCGACUACAUCUUCUUCGACUCGCUCUACAAAAACGGCCACAACAUGGUGUCCCGGCCGGCCACCUACAGCAACAGCCUGAGCACGUUCCUGAACGAGCACCCUGGCUACCAAAACACGACCCUUGGAGUUGGAUUCUCGUACCACUACUUACCGACGGCGGAGGAAGACCUGAAAGGGAAAUACCCGAGCCCACUGGAACCCUUCUGGAAGAAGGGCAUCUACCAUGUCGGGAUCCUCGACACCCCUACUCUGAUGCCCGAAAAUCAAACCAAAGCGGCCAUUUCAACAUUGAAGGAAAUAGAUAGUCUGCUCGUAAUGCAGAGACAGCUGGGAAAGCAAGCGAUUUCUGUGCUCGCCAUACCGGAUCCGGAGUUGGACUGGAGCUUGUCGUAUGCCAUCUACUUCAGCGAUGUCGACUUCACCCCUAACCUGGUAAUAUCUCUCGGCCACUACCACUUUGGCGACAACACGGUCAAGAAUUGCGUCAUCAUGCCUCCAACACGACAUCCAUUCGACAUUCCACCGGACGACAUCGCCAGGGACUACAACUAUGAUCUGUCGACUGCCGUGUUUAGCAUCCGAGAACUGUACUUGAAGAGAGUCAGCAGCAGAGGUCUGGUGUCCGUGACCAUGAAGGGCCGUUGGACGGUGCCUGUGUCGAGCAGCCACGUGGACUUCUUCUCGCGCUGCCUGUCAGAUCCGAGCAGCAAGUCCGACUUUGGCAGUUACACAGAGGUGUGUCUGGACGCAAGAUCCGCUUCCAGUGGGAAGAACCGGGUUCAGCUUACUUACUCGGGCCAGCACUGCGCCAUGCUGACCUACAACCCGGGCACCAGGCGCGCGUUCGUGUAUGACAACGAGGAUGCACUGGCUGUCAAGCUGUGUAGCGCAAGAGCUCAAGACCCGGAGGUGAAGUUCGGCAUCGCCGCUUAGGACAUAGACUACGAGGAUUAUGACAACCAGUGCGGCUCGCUGAACAAGUACGGCCGGCACAGCCGCUUGAAGCAGCUGAAGAUGGUUGUGGACUACUUCAGGAGCCAAAGUAGUCCCUCGUUCAACGAAGAAGCCUGCAGAGUGUUCGGGGGGUGAGGGCGUCGAGGUUGACCAUGUGCUUGUCCGAUGCCAUUCCACAUGCGAAAGCAAUGCCGUGAAAUAUACUACUCAUGGGUUUGUGGUUCUAGAUGUAUCUUAUAGUGAACAUAGUUGAAGACGACGAUAUAGUUUGAUAAACGCAACUUCGCUUCGGUGCAAUACACAUCUUUGGUCUAAUCAGUUCCGCAGCAAUCUACAUGGUCGAUAAAUUUUCGCAAUAGGAAAUGAUGUCAUUCAA
Dermacentor andersoni is the source of this 1464-nucleotide messenger RNA. RefSeq lists its product as uncharacterized. Lineage: Eukaryota; Metazoa; Arthropoda; Arachnida; Ixodida; Ixodidae. The record is from RefSeq and is a predicted model, not a curated record.